ACAUCUCCUGGCACCUGGUAUGCAGCCAUUGAUCUGGCAAAUGCCUUCUUCUCAGUACCUGUCCACAAGGACUGCCAGAAGCAAUUUUCUUUCAGUUGGCAAGGCCAGCAGUAUAUGCUGAUUGGACCAAAUGAGCAGGAAGUAGCAACCACUUUGGACUCAUUGGUAACACAUAUGCGUACCAGAGGAUGGGAAAUAAAUCCAACCAAAAUUCAAGGACCAUCUACCUCAGUGAAAUUUUUAGGAGUCCAGUGGUGUGGGGCAUGCAGAGAUAUUCCUUCUAAGGUGAAAGAUAAGUUGUUUCACCUGGCCCUUCCCACCACCAAGAGAGAAGCACAACAUUUAGUGGGUCUAUUUGGAUUCUGGAGACAAAACAUUCCUCACUUGGGUGUGCUACUCAGGCCCAUUUACCAAGUGACUCGGAAAGCUGCUAGCUUUGUGUGGGGCCUGGAACAGGAGAAGGCUCUUCAACAGGUCCAGGCUGCUCUAUCACUUGGACCAUAUGAUCCAACAGACCCGAUGGUACUUGAGGUGUCUGUGGCAGAUAGAGAUGCUGUUUGGAGCCUCUGGCAGGCUCCUGUAGGUGAAUCACAGAAGAGACACUUAGGAUUUUGGAGCAAAGCUCUACCAUCAUCUGCAGACAACUAUUCUCCCUUUGAAAAACAGCUCUUGGCCUGCUAUUGGGCCUUAGUGCAAACUGAACGUUUGACAAUAGGACACCAAGUUAGUAUGUGACAUGAACUACCCAUCAUGAGCUGGGUGCUAUCAGACCCUUCAAGUAAUAAAGUAGGACAUGCACAGCAGCAGUCAAUUAUCAAAUGGAAGUGGUAUAUACGUGAUCGAGCCAGAGCAGGUCCUGAGGGCACAAGCAAGUUACAUGAAGAAGUUGCUCAAAUGCCUAUGGUUUCCACCCCUGUGACAAUCCCAUCUGCUGCCAAGCAUGCGCCUAUAGCCUCAUGGGAUGUUCCCUAUGAUUGUCUGACUGAAGAAGAGAAGACUAGGACCUGGUUUAUUGAUGGCUCUGCACGUUAUGCAGGCACCACCCAGAAGUGGACAGCUGCAACAUUACAACCCCUUUCCAGGACAACCCUGAAAGAUACAGGUGACGAAAAAUCUUCACAGUGGGCAGAACUUCGGGCAGUACACAUGGUAUUACAGUUUGUUUGGAAGAAGAAAUGGCCAGAUGUACGAUUGUUCACUGACUCAUGGGCUGUAGCCAAUGGAUUGGCUGGAUGGUCAGGGACCUGGAAAGAUCACGAUUGGAAAAUUGGUGAGAAAGACAUCUGAAGAAGUAUGUGGAUAGAUCUCUCCAAAUGGUCAGAGGACAUGAAGAUAUUUGUGUCCCAUGUAAAUGCUCACCAAAAGGUGACUUCAUCUGAGGAGGAG
Mastomys coucha (southern multimammate mouse) is the source of this 1386-nucleotide messenger RNA. RefSeq lists its product as uncharacterized. Gene Ontology annotation, molecular function: nucleic acid binding; RNA-DNA hybrid ribonuclease activity. The record is from RefSeq and is a predicted model, not a curated record. NCBI's taxonomy places the organism in Eukaryota, Metazoa, Chordata, Mammalia, Rodentia, Muridae.